Molecule: messenger RNA, 3248 nt
Organism: Cataglyphis hispanica
Lineage: Eukaryota; Metazoa; Arthropoda; Insecta; Hymenoptera; Formicidae
Gene: AP-1-2beta
Product: AP-1 complex subunit beta-1
Exons: 12
Coding region: 207-3011 (934 amino acids)
Biological process (GO): intracellular protein transport; vesicle-mediated transport
Cellular component (GO): clathrin adaptor complex; membrane coat
Molecular function (GO): clathrin binding
Source: RefSeq, a predicted model, not a curated record
CUGCGUUCUCCGAUAGCGUGCGGCGAAGUGUCAUACGGGGUGUCAUCAUAUACGGUGUCGCCUACAAUCUUUAUCAGAAUACGAACUUUUUCUGGGUGGGUGGCGUUUCGAUUCCGUUCUCGCGGCUGUCUGUCGGACAAUUUACGAUUUAUUACAAUUGUUUCGAUCGCCCCUUCUCCGCCCCGUCUAUAAAAUAGACAGACAAGAUGACCGAUUCAAAGUAUUUUACCACUACAAAGAAGGGGGAGAUAUUUGAGCUCAAGUCAGAACUUAAUAAUGAGAAAAAAGAAAAGAAGAAGGAAGCUGUAAAGAAGGUUAUUGCUUCUAUGACAGUCGGGAAAGACGUGUCCGCGUUAUUUCCCGACGUGGUAAACUGCAUGCAGACUGACAAUUUGGAACUGAAAAAACUGGUGUAUCUGUAUCUGAUGAACUACGCCAAGAGUCAACCAGACAUGGCUAUUAUGGCAGUCAACACGUUCGUCAAGGAGCUAGCGACAUCUCCGAUGACAAAGGAUUGCGAGGACCCAAAUCCGCUGAUUCGCGCGCUAGCAGUUCGCACGAUGGGAUGCAUACGCGUCGACAAGAUAACCGAAUAUUUGUGCGAGCCGUUGCGCAAGUGCCUGAAGGACGAGGAUCCGUAUGUACGCAAGACCGCAGCCGUGUGCGUCGCCAAACUUUAUGACAUUAACGCGGCCUUGGUCGAGGAUCAGGGAUUUCUGGAUCAAUUGAAGGAUCUUCUGUCCGACAGCAAUCCAAUGGUUGUUGCAAACGCAGUAGCUGCAUUGUCUGAGAUCAACGAGGCCAGUCCGAGCGGUCAACCGUUGGUGGAGAUGAAUGCACAGACCAUAAAUAAACUAUUAACAGCGCUCAAUGAGUGUACAGAAUGGGGCCAAGUUUUCAUCCUGGAUUCAUUGGCGAAUUAUUCGCCCAAGGACGAUCGCGAAGCGCAAAGCAUCUGCGAACGGAUCACUCCACGUCUAGCGCAUGCUAAUGCUGCAGUCGUGCUGUCUGCUGUCAAGGUAUUAAUGAAACUGAUGGAAAUGUUGCAAUCCGAAUCGGAUUUUGUCGGCACACUUACGAAGAAAUUAGCACCUCCUCUCGUCACAUUAUUGAGUUCCGAGCCAGAAGUUCAAUAUGUCGCAUUAAGAAACAUCAAUCUCAUCGUGCAGAAGCGACCUGAUAUUCUGAAACAUGAAAUGAAAGUAUUCUUUGUCAAAUAUAAUGAUCCAAUAUAUGUAAAACUGGAAAAACUGGAUAUUAUGAUUCGUUUAGCGUCACAGGCUAAUAUCGCGCAAGUUUUAUCGGAGCUGAAAGAAUACGCCACCGAGGUUGAUGUGGAUUUUGUAAGAAAAGCUGUGAGGGCUAUCGGUCGUUGCGCCAUAAAAGUCGAACCAUCCGCAGAACGUUGCGUCUCCACAUUGCUGGACCUGAUUCAAACCAAGGUGAACUAUGUUGUUCAAGAAGCGAUUGUAGUCAUAAAAGAUAUCUUCCGUAAAUAUCCUAAUAAGUAUGAGAGCAUAAUUUCGACUCUGUGCGAGAAUCUAGACACACUUGAUGAGCCAGAGGCGCGUGCUUCCAUGAUUUGGAUUAUUGGAGAAUACGCGGAACGUAUCGAUAAUGCAGACGAAUUGUUAGAGAGCUUCCUGGAAGGAUUCCACGAUGAGAACACACAGGUGCAACUUCAAUUGCUCACAGCAAUCGUGAAACUGUUUCUCAAGAGACCGACAGAUACGCAAGAGUUGGUUCAGCAAGUGCUGAGUCUGGCAACACAAGAUUCUGAUAAUCCUGAUCUGCGAGACCGCGGUUUUAUUUACUGGCGGCUGCUUAGCACCGAUCCGGCGGCGGCUAAGGAAGUGGUGCUCGCGGAGAAACCUUUGAUUUCGGAAGAAACAGAUCUGCUAGAGCCGACGCUGUUGGACGAAUUGAUUUGUCACAUCUCGAGUUUGGCAUCCGUGUAUCACAAGCCUCCCACAGCAUUUGUCGAGGGCAGAGCCGCGGGCGCUAGAAAAUCCUUGCCUGCUAGAAGCAAUUCGAACGAAGAGUCUGCCCGCACAACAAAUGCACAGCCUCACGCGCAGGUUAUACCCGCUCAAGAUUCUCUGAUAGGCGACCUCCUUAGCAUGGAUAUCGGUGGACCAGCAAUAGUCACACCGACGCCUGCGCCACAAUCGGCGGGACUAGGACUAGAUCUUCUAGGCGGCGGUUUGGACGGGAUUCUAAGCAAUACCGAAAGCACAAGCGCAGCGCCAGUCGUUUCCCAAAGUACAACCGGUUUGCUCGGCGAUAUAUUCGGCUUCAGCCAAGGCCCCACAUCUUAUAUACCUCCUAAAGUUAACUGGCUGCCGGCCGAAAAAGGCAAGGGCUUCGACAUUUGGGGCACAUUUACGAGAAAGAACGGACAGAUUAGCAUGGAUAUGACUUUCACGAAUAAGGCGAUGCAACCUAUGGGAGGAUUCGCGAUACAGCUCAACAAAAACAGCUUUGGACUAACGCCGGCAGCUCCGUUGCAAGUACCGGCUCCCUUAAAUCCUGGCGCAAGUAUAGAAACAAGCGUUAUAUUGUCUACCGCGGGUGCAGUACAACGGAUGGAGCCCUUAAACAAUCUUCAAGUCGCUAUCAAAAACAAUAUCGAUGUUUUCUACUUCGCGUGUCUCGUCCCGAUGAAUGUAUACUUCGCAGAGGAUGGCCAAUUGGACAAGAGAGUAUUUCUUUCAACUUGGAAAGAUAUACCUGCACAAAAUGAGGUACAAUAUACGCUAAAUGGAGUAAUGUUGACUGCGGAUCAAGUUGUACAAAAAAUGCAACAGAACAAUGUCUUCACAAUUGCUAAGAGAAACGUAGAGGGUCAAGAUAUGCUUUAUCAGUCUCUCAAGUUGACAAACAAUGUUUGGGUGUUGAAUGAAUUGAAGAUUCAGCCAGGCAACCCUGAUGUUACAUUAUCUCUGAAAUCUCGAUCAGUGGAAGUCGCUCCUGGAGUAUUUCAAGCAUACAACGCAAUCUUACAUUCUUAAGUUUUUUUUUUUAUUACAUCAAUUAGGAUAUUGCCGUAAAAUAUGAACUAUAAACAAUAUAGCACGCAAGCAUGCGCAGCAGCCUAUAUUUAUAGAAGCUAUCUGUUUCCGCAUAUCGUGCAUGAGAUUUGAGUAUCUUGAAAUACAGUACCAUAGAAAUCUCUCACUGUUACAUAUUGUCGAAUUUAUUAUAAAAAUGAUCCCUAACAUGUAUGGAAAUAAAAAUUUAUGAUUAUA